This is a messenger RNA of Pseudo-nitzschia multistriata, 2909 nucleotides long. Lineage: Eukaryota; Bacillariophyta; Bacillariophyceae; Bacillariales; Bacillariaceae. The record is from the annotation of a GenBank genome assembly.
CCAUCGAUUUUGCGGUAUUGUAUGCCGACGAUCUCAUCCCAUACCCGUCUUGUGAGAUCACCAACAGCGGGAAUCGCGAUGUCUUCCCCCUUGUAUUGGAUGCAGGAAACUGGCGUCACAACGGCUGCUGUCCCAGCUCCAAAUGCCUCCAAUAGUCUAUUCUCUUGGCUUGCUUCUUUGAUUUCGUUCAUGGUGAUGCUACGCUCUGACACAUCGAAGUCRCCCCACUCACGUGYGAGCUCUAAGAUACUAUCCCUUGUUACCCCAGGCAGAAUAUCUCCCCGAUCUAGCGACGCGGUCACUAGUUCAGGUCGAUUGGUGUCUUUGUUUAUCCAAUAAACAAAAAAAUUCAUAGCGCCGACUUCAGUAACUUCGUCGUUUUCUCCAUACAGCCAUAAAAUUUGGGAAUAACCCUUCGCCGCUGCAACUGCAGCCGGCUUCAUUGUYGCAGCAUAAUUCCCACCCACUUUUGCGUUCCCUUUGAAGAAAGUAGAGUURUUUCAUGRCAAAAACGUAUGAGUAGAUAGCGAAAACCUAGYAGACUCAACUGGUCGGUGUGGGGCUAACAAACAGUGACAAAUUCUGAUUUACUGGCAGUGUCCAUUAUCGGCAAUAUCGACAUAAUUUGCAUUGGAAUCAAUUGUACGUCGCAUUCAUCAACACCUCUGCACGCCWCUACUCACCUGUACCUCCAGGCCAUGCCCGAACRCAGUCUGUAUCUGCUGUUAAUUUGAUUGGAUCGAAUCCUGUUUUGUAGUACGGGCCCACUGGUGAACAGAUCACGAACAACAAUAUACUUUCGGGUGGUGCCACUCCCAAAAACUGGUGGGUGGCGAUAACUGUCGGUCGAAUGUACAAGCUAUAUCCCUCUCCAGACGGAAUCCAGUCCUUGUCUAUCUUCACGAGCUCACCGAUUAGAUUGACCAGUUCCUUGUUCUCAAAAUCGGUUCCGGGCAUCUGUAGACGAUCCAUUGAGUUUGUCAGGCGCUUCGCGAUCGAGAACAUAGCAGGAACGACAACGACAACAUCUUUUUGAGGGGGGGGGGGCGAUAACUCGGCAAUCUUGUUCUAGGGGACAAAAAACUUUUCUACUCACUUCCAUGUUUUUGUCGGGACGGAAAAGAUUGAUAGAAUCUUCGUCCUCCGAAGAACGAUACGCUUUCAUCCCUUCGAAGCAUUCCAACCCUAGAAAUGUAGUACGCAUGAUUUUCAAAAAACCGUGUUGAGUCUUUCCUAGCMAAGUGAAAUGCGAUCGAAUCAAGUUGUGAAGCAUGCCGAAAUCUUAUGACCGAUGUUUCAGUUCUCUCACCAUAAUGAAGACUCGAAGCGGCAGGACUGAUCUGUAGAUUCUGGUAGGGACUAAUUUUUGGUUUGCCCCAUCCGCUUUUGGUAUCCCAUUCUAUUGUCAGCAUGUGAUCUGUAAAUGUAUGCCCAAAAACAAGGUCUUCCUUUUUCGGUCUAUUCUCAAAAUGCGAUCUGUCGGUUUUCAGAUUUACAAUCAAAUCAGAUGAUGAUAUGAACCGAACGGAUGUCUUGCURCGGCCGAAGCGAUUGCAGCGGUGACUGGCUCUACGUAAUGCUAGUAGCCGUUCAGAUGACGAUACUAGUGAGACAACUCGGGAGUUCAUCAUGACUAUGGAUGAUGUGUGCUAUCGAAAGGAUGUUGACAGUGAAAGUGAAUUGUACAGWUGUCGUUGUGACAGUCGUUCCUCUCUGUUCGGCUCGUCUACGAUUGAAAAAAUGAGAAAACAAUUUCUGCAAUGAUUGCAUUGAAUUGCUUUUCAGAAAAGAACCCUUUUGUGACUUGUGAUGCAUGCUACCGUUGGAGUCAGUUGAGUCGAUGAUACAGUACACAAUUUGCACAAAUUAGAGCACCAAAAAAAAUAUGUAUGGUACGUAUCAGCAGUACGACCUGUACGUACAGUAUGGUACGAAUAGGCAUUACGAAGAACUCGUUGGUACGUACCGCACUACCGUAGUAAGUCUUCAUCCCUCAGGAAGUUCGCACGAACAGUCUGUUCGAGCUCGAGGAGACCCUGUUCCAACACUGUUAUUUCACAAAACAAACCUUCAUUCAAGAAUACGAAGUCAGGUCUUGCAUAACAAUGAGUCUGUCGUUUGUUUCUUCGGCCGUUCAAAUAGGGACCUCCGAUGGUGGUUUCGAAGAAAAACCAAUUGAAAACAAAGAAACCGAGGCCGUGAAUCGUCGCAAUGCUCACAAGCCACUAUUCGAGCAACUCCGAUCUAACCAAGAACAAGAUCAGGAGAAGAAAGAGGAGCAGGAAAGGCUUUUGAUGCGGAGCACUUGCGCAUUGGACGAAGAUGAUGUCGCUCACUUGAAUGCUAUCGAGAGGCAGCGAUCUGACCGAGAACGAAAAAUUCAAGAACGAACUGAAAACGAGUUAAAGGAAUUUCGUGCCGCUAGGGCUCUGAAGAAACAAGCCGCGCUCAGCGGAGAGGACAAAGAUGACGAGAAUGAUGAAAGCAACGCCGAAGACCAAGCUGCUAAAAUAUUCAUAAUGAACGGUAAUGCAUCGGAAGCGUUAGCAGAAAAGAGAGAAACGAACCCCGGUCAGGCCGGUUGUAGUUUACCCGUCAUCAAAGUAAGGAAACGGAAACGGCGCACAAAUCCACUCGAUACGCAAUCAAAGCAAACGAAUAUUGCGAAGGGGGAAGCUUCCAAACUAGAAAAWGGCUACACAUCAGACCUGAACGAGGUCAAUCCUUCGUCUGAAAAGAGAGUUGAGAUGUCAUCUGCGGAUGUGAAACGUGACGAAAGUGCUGGUGGAUUAGGUAGUCUGCUCUCUGGCUACGGGUCAUCUUCAGAUGAGGAUUAAAACUUGUAUUCUACUAAAAAACUCACGAUUCUUUAUGCUGGAAAAGCUUUCUAAUAAAUAAAACGUAGUGAG